AUGACGGAUGUCACUGUUGUCGAUGACACAGUCAUGAAUCCCAGGGAAUUGAGACGUGGUCACGCUGUCAUCCCUAAUGUCGCUCCUGCCGUUCAGCCAGCACCUGUUGUUCAAUCAGUACCUGUUGUUCAACCAGCACCUGUUGUUCAACCAGCACCUGUUGUUCAACCAGCACCUGUUGUUCAACCAGCACCUGCUGCUCAGCCACUUUCUGCUGUUCAAAACUACGGCUCAAAACUACGUCAGAAGGCAAAGGAAUUGAGCCGAAAAAUCGGAGAAAUCGCUGCACCUUUGAAGGAUUCAGGGAAGAGAUCUGGAAAGGGAUCCGGAAAGUGCUCUGGUAAGGGAUCUGGUAAGGGUCGGAAGAGGAGCAGUGGUGGUGAGUCCAGUAGCACGAAUCCUAAGAGUAAAAGAACUUAUAAACAGGUUCUCAUGGAUCUCACUGCUGAAAAAACCAAUUCUGAUUCAGACUGA
This is a messenger RNA of Diachasma alloeum, 474 nucleotides long. RefSeq names its product A-kinase anchor protein 14. Lineage: Eukaryota; Metazoa; Arthropoda; Insecta; Hymenoptera; Braconidae. The transcript has 2 exons. The coding region runs from base 1 to 474 and encodes 157 amino acids. The record is from RefSeq and is a predicted model, not a curated record.